AUGAAUUUUAAUCAACAGUCUCCCGACAUGUCAUCACUAUCGGGUAUGAAUCCGAACCAACAACCUCAACAGAGAGGUGGUAAUUUGCCAGCAUUGACACCACAGAUGUUACAAUCAUUAACACCACAACAAUUUGAAUUAUUCAAAUCUAAUCCCCAUUUUCAAGAAAUGAUGAGACAGUAUAUGCAAAAACAGCAGUUAAUACAACAGCAGCAACGUCAGCAACAACAACCGCAACCAUCACAACAACAUUCAACAGGCGGUAUAAUUGGUGGAAUGUCGCUGACUCCUCCACCACUACCACCACAACAACAGCCUCAACAGCAACAGGUUCCACUCCAACAACAACAACAACAACCACCACCUCAAACAAUGCAAAUGGCUCGUGAGCAGUUUUUAAAACAACAGCAAAUGAUGCUUAACCAACAGCGUAUGGCUCAACAACAACAACAAGCUCAACAAGGAUCUCAUGGUCCCCAAUCUAUAAAUAAUGGAAUGCCUGGAGCCUCUUCAAUGCCAUACAGACAACAAAUGCCUAACCAAAUGUCACCAGAUAUGAUGAAUGCACAACAGCAAUCACAACAACAACAACAUGCAGCUCCUCCUCCUCAUCUUGUACAACAACAAUCACAUCAACAAAUUCCUACGGGAAUGAAUAAACCUCCACCACCUCAAGGAAGAGUUCCAUCAAUCACAGGAGCACCUGGAGCCAUGGGUCCACCUUUAACUGGUGUUCCAGGAGCAACACCUUUAGUGGAAGGCCCAGGAGCACCUUCCCCAGUUGUUGGUGGAGCUAUUCAGCCAAGUGGACCGAAUAGUAUUCCAGGAGUGCCGCCAUCCGCAGUACCACCAUCUUCAUCUAUGGGACCUGGUAUCAUACCAGGAGCUGGACCCGGACCUGUUCCGAGUGCCCCAGGAGCCAUGCCUCAGUCAAAUUUACCACCUGGUGUUACUCCUGAAAUCUUGAGUAAACUUCCUUCAAAGCCGUUAUUGAGUUUCCAUGAAUGGUCUGAUAAAUUGAAAGAAGAAGGAAAAGAGAUCCCUCUAGAUUUGAAAGUUUAUGAAGAGAUGAUUCGGAAAGAUACUGAAUUUAUGGGCAAAUUAUCUAGACAGUUAAUUGACAAUAAAUCUACUAUGGAAGGUUUAGCAAAAGAUAUACAAUCAUAUAACCAAAUAAAGCAAUUGAGAAUGAAUUCCAUUACAUUGUCAAAUAAAAAUCAGUUUAAUAAUAGUAUUUGGGGUGAAGGUUAUCAGGGAUAUGGUAAUGGUAUUACUAAUUCUAGUACUAAAUUGAUGGUUCCAGGAAGAGAUAUAACUGAUAGAAUGAUUAAUGAACGUGUGUUGAAAAAUCUCAAGAUGUCAAAGCACUAUGUUCCGAUACGUCUUGAGUUUGAUCAAGAAAGAGACCAGUUUAAGUUGAGAGAUACUUUUCUUUGGGAUUUGAAUGAGGAAAUCAUCAAGAUAGAAGAUUUUACUAGACAAUUAAUUGACGAUUAUAAGUUCAUCCCGAAGGAACAUUAUGAAACAAUUUUGGCUAGUAUUAAGGAGCAAAUAUCUGAUUACCUGAAAAAGCCAAAUAAAACCAUGGGAGAAUUGAGAAUCCCAAUCAAAGUCGACAUUACCAUAAACAACACACAAUUGACAGAUCAGUUUGAAUGGGAUAUCCUAAACAGUCUAGAGAGUGAUCCGGAAGAAUUUGCUUUCACAAUGUGUGAGGAAUUGUGUUUGCCUGGUGAAUUUUGUACAGCUAUUGCACACACAAUCAGAGAACAGUCACAAAUGUAUAUUAAAGCUUUGAAUACUGUUGGUUACAGUUAUAGUGGUGCACCGGUUAAUGAAGAUGAAAUUAGAAAUCACUUGUUGCCAUCAUUGAGAUUAGUUUCAUCCGACUAUGAAAUUGUCGAUGAUUUUUUCUCCAUAUUAAGAAACCCAACAAAUGUACCAGAUUUUUCACCAUCGUUGAACAAGUUGUCUCAAUUGGAAGUUGAAAGAUUGGACAAGGAGAUGGAGAGAGAAAGUAGAAGAAAAAGAAGACAUAAUUAUAAUGAAGAUGCUCCACAAGGAGGAGGGAGAGGUUUUACUUCUAGAAGAAUUGCUGCCCAUGCAAGCAGGGGAAACAAUAUUCCUGAUUUGUCAGAUAUACCGAAAACUUUUAGAACACCAGCACCUUCUUCAAUUCUUCCAGGUUCAGCUGAUUUAGGUACUGCUGAUGUUUAUGAAUACAAUGAGGUAAUAAUUAAUCGAACACAAGUCAGAAAUCCAAAUUAUAGACCACCAACACCUGUUCCUGUUGAUAAUGGACUUGUUGAUUAUGACCACGAUCCAAUAGAUGGUACAUUUAUCGUAACUAUUAAAUUACCUUAA
Messenger RNA from Candida tropicalis MYA-3404, 2364 nucleotides. It is a transcript of the gene SNF5, whose product is annotated as Snf5p. The record is from RefSeq and is a predicted model, not a curated record. Gene Ontology annotation, biological process: regulation of transcription by RNA polymerase II; chromatin remodeling. Lineage: Eukaryota; Fungi; Ascomycota; Pichiomycetes; Serinales; Debaryomycetaceae. Gene Ontology annotation, molecular function: transcription coregulator activity. The transcript has a single exon. Gene Ontology annotation, cellular component: SWI/SNF complex; nuclear chromosome; nucleus. Bases 1 to 2364 code for a protein of 787 amino acids.